GCCGCCAAGCUCCUUGCGGACUCCGCGGAGGGUGGGCGCCGCCGUGGGCUCCGGCCGCCGGCGGGUGUCCGCGGAGUGCCGCCCGGCGCCGCCUGCCGCCGCGGCCCAUGGGUAGAGUCAGCCGGGCGGGCCGGCAUUAAAUCAAAAAGAAGAUGUCCCUGUAUGAUGACCUGGGAGUGGAGACCAGUGAUUCAAAAACAGAAGGCUGGUCCAAAAACUUCAAACUGCUGCAGUCUCAGCUUCAGGUGAAGAAGGCCGCUCUCACCCAGGCCAAGAGCCAAAGGACAAAGCAAAGUACGGUUCUUGCCCCAGUCAUUGACCUAAAGCGAGGAGGCUCCUCAGAUGACAGGCAGAUUGUGGACACACCACCACACGUCGCCGCCGGGCUGAAGGAUCCAGUUCCCAGUGGGUUUUCUGCCGGGGAGGUUCUGAUUCCUUUAGCUGACGAGUAUGACCCUAUGUUCCCUAACGACUACGAGAAAGUAGUGAAGCGCCACAGAGAGGAGCGGCAGAGACAGCGGGAGCUGGAAAGGCAGAAGGAAAUAGAAGAGAGGGAAAAGCGGCGUAAAGACAGGCAUGAAACCAGUGGGUUUUCAAGACGACCAGAUCCAGAUUCUGAUGAAGAUGAAGAUUAUGAGCGAGAGAGGCGGAAAAGAAGUAUGGGUGGAGCUGCCAUAGCUCCACCAACUUCUCUGGUAGAGAAAGACAAAGAGUUACCUCGAGAUUUUCCUUACGAAGAGGACUCGAGACCUCGCUCACAGUCUUCCAAGGCUGCUAUCCCACCCCCGGUGUACGAAGAGCAGGACAGACCGAGGUCUCCCACGGGGCCCAGCAACUCCUUCCUUGCUAACAUGGGGGGCACAGUGGCACAUAAGAUCAUGCAGAAGUACGGCUUCCGGGAGGGCCAGGGCCUGGGGAAGCACGAGCAGGGCCUGAGCACCGCCCUGUCGGUGGAGAAGACCAGCAAGCGUGGUGGCAAGAUCAUUGUGGGUGACGCGACGGAGAAAGAUGCAACCAAGAAGUCGGAUUCAAAUCCGUUAACUGAAAUACUCAAGUGUCCUACUAAAGUGGUCCUGUUACGGAACAUGGUUGGUGCAGGAGAGGUAGAUGAAGACCUGGAAGUUGAAACCAAGGAAGAAUGUGAAAAAUACGGAAAAGUUGGAAAAUGUGUGAUAUUUGAAAUCCCUGGGGCCCCAGACGAUGAAGCAGUACGGAUAUUUUUAGAAUUUGAGAGAGUGGAGUCAGCAAUUAAAGCUGUUGUUGAUCUGAAUGGGAGGUAUUUUGGUGGACGGGUGGUUAAAGCAUGUUUCUACAAUUUGGAUAAAUUCAGGGUCUUGGAUUUGGCAGAACAAGUUUGAUUUUAAGAACUAGAGCACGAGUCAUCUCCAGUGAUCCUUAAGUGAGCUACAGGCUGAGCAGAGGAGCAAAGCCACAGCCCCCACGGCUGCUGGGUGCUGAGACUCUUGGAGGGACUUCUAGGACAUAUGUUGGUUGAACCCUUUUUUAUUUUGUGGUUUUUUAAUAUAGUAUAAAAAUCCUUU
This is a messenger RNA of Nycticebus coucang (slow loris), 1541 nucleotides long. RefSeq names its product splicing factor 45. Gene Ontology annotation, molecular function: RNA binding. The transcript has a single exon. Gene Ontology annotation, biological process: alternative mRNA splicing, via spliceosome; mRNA cis splicing, via spliceosome. Gene Ontology annotation, cellular component: precatalytic spliceosome. The coding region runs from base 153 to 1358 and encodes 401 amino acids. The record is from RefSeq and is a predicted model, not a curated record. NCBI's taxonomy places the organism in Eukaryota, Metazoa, Chordata, Mammalia, Primates, Lorisidae.